AGAACUGAAUCAAAUCAUCAGUCAACCGCUACCAGCUCAGUGCACAAGUUAUUCAAGCUCUUCAGGAGUUUUACACAAACCAAUCAAAUCAAAAUGUUCAAAUUCCUAAUUGUCGUUCUGGCCGUCAUUGCCGCCGCCUUGGCCGCUCCCCAGGUCUUCUACAACACGCCGGUGUCCUACGCGUACUCCUCCGGUGUCGUCCGGCCGUCGUUCUACUCCGGAAGCUAUGUCCCGACCGCUUACUCCACCGGAUCGUAUGUGGCCUCCCCCGCUGCUGCCUACUCGUACGGUGCCUAUCCGUAUGCUUACCUGUAAACUGGCUGGAAAUUGGACCUGGAUUUUUGGAAAUUGACUUUUGAGGGAUAAGUGGAACUGGAUUCUGGAAUGAUAUCAGCUUUUUCAAAAUUGUUUUGCAGUAAAUAUACAUUCAAACACAAGUUUUGCAUGA
This is a messenger RNA of Culex quinquefasciatus (southern house mosquito), 448 nucleotides long. RefSeq lists its product as uncharacterized. NCBI's taxonomy places the organism in Eukaryota, Metazoa, Arthropoda, Insecta, Diptera, Culicidae. Bases 94 to 315 code for a protein of 73 amino acids. The transcript has 2 exons. The record is from RefSeq and is a predicted model, not a curated record.